Molecule: messenger RNA, 674 nt
Organism: Cantharellus anzutake
Lineage: Eukaryota; Fungi; Basidiomycota; Agaricomycetes; Cantharellales; Hydnaceae
Exons: 4
Source: RefSeq, a predicted model, not a curated record
CACCACAACCAAGGGUUCGAAUGCACGGAAAGGCAACGAGUUUCUUCGGCCUGUGAACUGGAUACUGUCUAGUAUUCACGGAUCGAUGCUCGUGGUGUGCAGUCCUUUUGAGGUGAAUGAAUUGCUCCCGGAAAUUCGCCGCAGCGGCAACGUCAGGUUGCACGUGUACUCUCCAAGAACGAGUCAGCCGAUGAGAUCCUUCGAUGAUCUCAAAUUUUACACAAUCCCAUCCCUACCAACGACGUGGACUUACCCGGAGAGGCUCACAGUCUCGCAGCUCAGUAUAUUCUCAGGCCAGUUAUACAUCAACGACUUCGAAACGUAUCUCGAACUUUGCAAUUUUCUGGGAAUUAACACUAGUCAUGAUGGGAGGAACGAAGUAGAAACGCAAAGUGACGGUUUUAUCCUACCCAAGAGGCGUACUGUGGAAAUGAGCUGCCCUUUUGAUAUUAGUCCUCUGCCUUUCAUCCGCAAACUAACGAGUCUCCGGAGGAAGGGAACGUCCUAUGCCUCUACUCAUCUUGGGCGAAUUGUUAAUGGGGCAUUCAUACAGCCAGAGGAGUUUUGACGGAAUAUGCCCCAUCACUGAUCAUGUAUCUAAUUGUCCAGCUUGCAAAUUCGCAGCUAGGCGUAUAUACCAUUGAAUGAGCUUAGAGCCUUCCGGCCAGCGGAAC